Sordaria macrospora k-hell is the source of this 1461-nucleotide messenger RNA. RefSeq lists its product as uncharacterized. Gene Ontology annotation, cellular component: NuA4 histone acetyltransferase complex; R2TP complex; Ino80 complex. The record is from RefSeq and is a predicted model, not a curated record. Gene Ontology annotation, biological process: box C/D snoRNP assembly; regulation of transcription by RNA polymerase II; chromatin remodeling. NCBI's taxonomy places the organism in Eukaryota, Fungi, Ascomycota, Sordariomycetes, Sordariales, Sordariaceae. Gene Ontology annotation, molecular function: DNA helicase activity; ATP binding; ATP hydrolysis activity.
AUGGCUGCUCAGGUCGUCACCGUCGGAGAGAGUAAGGACCUCCGGGGUCUCAACCUCAUCGCAGCGCACUCGCACAUUCGCGGAUUGGGUGUCGAUGCCGAUACACUCGAGCCUAGAGCUGCCUCCCAAGGCCUUGUCGGCCAGGAGAAGGCGCGCAAGGCGGCUGCUGUCGUUCUGGAGAUGAUCAAGCAAGGGAAGAUUGCCGGCCGUGCUGUACUUAUCGCCGGUCCUCCCAGUACCGGAAAGACUGCCCUUGCCAUGGGCAUGGCCCAGUCCCUCGGCACCGAUGUGCCUUUUACCACCCUUGCCGCUUCCGAAAUCUACUCGCUAGAGAUGUCCAAAACCGAGGCUCUCACCCAAGCAUUCCGCAAGUCGAUUGGCGUCAGGAUCAAGGAGGAGAGCGAGAUCAUGGAGGGUGAGGUGGUGGAGAUUCAGAUCGACCGGAGCGUCACCGGGCACGCCAAGCAGGGCAAGCUCACAAUCAAGACGACCGACAUGGAAGCUAUUUACGACAUGGGCAGCAAGAUGAUUGACGCGAUGACCAAGGAGCGCGUCAUGGCGGGUGACAUUAUCUCGAUAGACAAGUCAUCUGGAAAGAUUACCAAGCUGGGCCGAUCGUAUGCUCGGUCGCGCGACUACGACGCUAUGGGCGUCGACACCAAGUUCCUGCAGUGCCCUGACGGCGAGCUACAGAAGCGCAAGGAGGUUGUCCACACAGUAACGCUGCACGAGAUCGACGUCAUCAACUCGCGGACACAAGGCUUCCUGGCUCUCUUCUCGGGCGACACGGGCGAGAUCCGCAGCGAGAUCCGCGACCAGAUCAACACUAAGGUGGCCGAGUGGAAGGAGGAGGGCAAGGCCGAGAUCGUGCCCGGUGUCCUGUUCAUCGACGAGGUGCACAUGCUCGAUAUCGAGUGCUUCUCUUACAUCAACAGGGCGCUCGAGUCUGACCUGGCCCCUAUCGUCAUCAUGGCCAGCAACAGGGGCCACUCCAAGAUCCGCGGCACCGACUACAAGAGCCCGCACGGUCUCCCUCUCGACUUCCUCGACCGCAUCUCCAUCAUCAACACCCACUCGUACACGCCCGACGAGCUCAACCAGAUUCUGACCAUCCGCGCCCAGGAGGAAGAAGUCGACCUCUCCCCCGACGCGCUCGCGCUGCUCACCAAGAUCGGCGCCGAGGCCGGCCUGCGGUACGCGAGCAACCUCAUCACGACGUCGCAGCUGAUCUGCGCCAAGAGGAAGGCCAAGCAGGUCAGCGUUGAGGACGUGCAGCGCAGCUUCAAGCUGUUCUACGAUCCUGCCAGGAGCGUCAAGUUCGUACAGGAGUCGGAGCAGAGGCUUAUCGGCAACGAUGGCGCGGUUGAUUUCCGUGUCAAUGGCGGUGCUGGUGCUGCGGGAGAGUCCACGGCGCCUGCUGCUGCUACGGCUGGUGGUGAUUCCAUGGAUAUCAGCAGCUGA